GUCAAACAACAACAGAAAUUUUUUUGUUGAAAAUCAGGUUCAACUUCGUUCAUUUUUGAGCAAUUUAUUUGCUGUAGGAUACUUUCAAUACCUUAAAGCAGUACCUGAGAACAUUUUGUAAUAAUUUCUGUACCUUGUUUGGCAAAUAAACAUUUGUAAACGCUUUGUCGAGAGAGAAAUUUAAACGACUUUUCGCAGUGCAAGAUGUCCUACGUUCUACAACAUUUACACAAUGGUUGGCAAGUCGAUCAAGCAAUUUUAGCAGAAGAAGAUAAGGUCGUUGUAAUACGUUUUGGCCAUGACUGGGAUCCACAGUGUAUGAAAAUGGACGAGAUUUUGUAUGGCAUAGCAGAUAAAGUUAAAAAUUUCGCUGUCUUCUACGUCGUCGACAUAACAGAAGUCCCAGAUUUUAACAAAAUGUACGAGUUAUACGAUCCUUGUACUGUGAUGUUUUUCUACAGAAAUAAACACAUUAUGAUCGAUCUUGGUACUGGUAACAACAAUAAAAUAAACUGGGCUUUGGAAGACAAACAAGAAAUGAUUGAUAUCGUCGAGACAAUAUAUCGUGGUGCUAGGAAAGGUCGUGGUUUGGUUAUCUCACCCAAGGAUUAUUCAACAAAAUAUCGUUAUUAAUGCAAUUUGAAAUCAUACAUUGAUUGUGAUCUGAAAGCUAUCUAUCUUAUUUAGAUCUGACAUUUGCUACACUGCCUUUGUUGCUUCAUAUAUAUUUAUUAACAGUUGAUGUCCCAGAGCCACUGACCUUCAGUAUAGGUCAGUGCCUACCUAGAGUAUGUGGUCAUCUUUCGCAAAUCUGAAUGAAGAAUAUAUCUUUAUA
Dendronephthya gigantea is the source of this 835-nucleotide messenger RNA. Its product is annotated as thioredoxin-like protein 4A. The coding region runs from base 205 to 633 and encodes 142 amino acids. Lineage: Eukaryota; Metazoa; Cnidaria; Anthozoa; Malacalcyonacea; Nephtheidae. The transcript has a single exon. Gene Ontology annotation, biological process: mRNA splicing, via spliceosome. The record is from RefSeq and is a predicted model, not a curated record. Gene Ontology annotation, cellular component: spliceosomal complex; U5 snRNP; U4/U6 x U5 tri-snRNP complex.